GUACCAGUAUAUACCGCAAAAAACUACCAUAAACCGCAAAUGACGGGUGACCAAUUAAACUUUACACUCAAAACAUAAUCAUUAACAUAUUCCGCACGUGUGGAAAGCAUAAAUCAGGGUUAGUUAGGCUGUUUGCACACAUAUGGGAACGCGGGAGGCGGGGGCGAUUCGGUGUAUGUGAUGGUGAAGGUGCUGCGGCCUGUCACUCCUCUCCCCGCCGCGCCUCAGCCAUGUCGCCCUUCCGCUACACGCACGCCAUCGUCUGCAGAAUACCGGACUCCUACAAGACAAACGCCCAAGGGAUCUCCGGCGCUAUAGACUUGGCGAAGGCAAGAAAGCAACAUGAGACAUACGUAGCAGCACUGCGAGAGAUUGGCCUGGACGUGAUUGAGCUGCCGGCUGAUGAGAACCACCCUGACUGUGUGUUUGUGGAGGACGUGGCUGUUGUGUGCAACGGCACUGCCCUCCUAACCAAGCCCGGCCAUGCUUCCAGGAAGAAUGAGGUUGAGUACAUGCGUACAAUACUAAAGAAUGAGUUGGAGCUUCCGGUGAUUGAGAUAUCUGAUGCAUCAGCCACACUUGAUGGCGGAGACGUGCUCUUCACAGGCAAGGAGUUCUUCGUUGGCCUGUCUCAGCGCACCAACCAGGCCGGGGCGUGUGCUUUGGCCUCUGCUUUCCCAGAGUUCCCCUGCACGCCUAUCAAGGUUGACAACUCUUUACAUCUGAAGACAGUGCUCUCCAUGGCAGGGCCAGAUGUCAUCUGUGUUGGCAAUACUCCGGAAGCAAAAGGCAUAUUGAAGCGCAUUGAGAGAGAGGCCACGUUUAGGUACCAAACCCUGACCGUGCCUGAUAAUAAUGCUGCCAAUGUUGUCUUUGCCAACGGGUUCAUGCUGCACCGGAGUGGAGAAGAGUACCCGGAAUCAGCCAAGAUAUUUGAGGAAAAACUAUCCCAUUGGACCUUGAAGCCGGUCACCUUCUCAGAGAUGGAGAAGGCCGACGGGAGCCUCACCUGCUGCAGCAUCCUCAUACGCAAGACUCGCCACCUCAAGAACAUCAUGUGAGGAAGUGAAAAGUGUACCUGACCUGCUGCUGGACGGGCCACACCUUCCCUUCAUUGAUGGUGGGCAGUGUAUCCAGCGGCAGCAGCAGCAGCACCGUCUGUGUGCCUCAGGUCCCUGGGUGAGUUGCUUUGCCACAACUGCCAGUAAACAUUCCAAUGCCUUGUCUGAAUCAAUCUUUGCCACGUGAGAUGCUUAGUCACCGUAGAUAGAAAGAGAAGUUUAUCAGUUGUAACAUCCUGUACGAUUAGUUCUGAAGGAGCAGAUUUUUGACGAUGGGCAAUUAUCUAAGUGCCUAUGCAGUUUGAACUGAACUGAAGAAAGUUUGAGAUCUGAGUAACUGCUAUCUUGAUAAGUAUUCCAGUUAACUAAAGUCAGUGCAAAAUAGACAUAAGCAUAAAAUAAGUUCUGUAAAUGGAAACAUAUUUUCACAACAUUGAUGCAAAAUAAUAAUGACAAUAGAGCUGGACCCUUCACUAUGGGGAGACUUAUGUACAUGAUAGCGUGUGUACUUCACAACCCAUUAGCUACAGGUGUUGUCUCUGUUUUUCUACUGCAGAUUUUCUUUUUCUUUUUUUAUAAUACUGAAAUACCGGUGCUUGAUUAGCCACACUAUUGCAACACUGGCAGUGGUUGCGUAUGUCCUAAAGGCAGCUUCUCCUCACCAUUCAUUUUCUCAUUUCUGCCAAGACCUUUUAUGAAUUGCGAUGCUUUGUCCAAAAUGAGAUGUUAAUAUUUUGGCUCAGUUAUGGAUAUAUGAUCAUUUUUUUUACUUCCAUUGCAACAACUAUGUUCUUUUUUGUAUGAUAAAGUAAAGUUAGUAAUCCCUCUUUGUAAUCUGAGAAGGUAAUGAUAGUAAAUCAAUAAUACUUGUAAUAUUUUUUGUUGAUCUGGUCAUUUGUACAAAGGUCAUAGAAAAGUUGUUUUCCAGCUUCUUUUCACUGACAGUUCUCACAUUAUGUUUUAUGGUUUGCUUUGGCUAAUUUGAAAACUAACAUCAAGUUCAGUAUAGGUUUUAUUAUAACGCUGAUCACCAAUGAUCAUGAGACGUCUUCUCAGGUUUGAAUAUAACAGUGUCCAAAAUCAAGCCGAAGGCUACCUGUCCCAGUGCUCUGGGGUCAUGACAUCAGUGAACUGGUGAGAUGUGACCACAGGGGAAGCAAUAUCCUAAAAGCUGCAGAGGUGGCAAUUUCAAAGCAUUUCUAUGAAGUGUGAAAAUGCCUUUUAUGCUCACUCAGUUACUCUUGCUUGUAAAUAUAUUUGUGCAUUGUUAAUCAUGCACUAAGCACGAAAAUGACUAUUUAGCAAGGGUGAUGGUAGAACUGAAGGGAAAAUGCCUACGUCAUACCGAAUUAUUGUGAUGGAGAGCUUGAAACUUGUUAUGCAAUAUAUAUCAAACUUGUUUAAAUGUUGAAAUGAAUGAUACGUACUUGCUGAUCUGUUGUGACGUAUACCGCAUUAGUAGAACCCUUUGAUAAAGUUGUCAGAUGUUGAAUUGAAUACAAGUUGGUUUUUCUCUGUGAGUGUUCAUAUUGUACACUCAUUCUCAUAUCAUUCAACACUGUAAGGAAAUGUAAGAAGAUAAAGCAGUUCCUAUUUCCAUGGUAUGCUAAGGAAAUUUGUUUUUUUAAUAAUUGUGUACAUUCAUAAUGCCAAUGAGAUCAGUUAACUGAGUAAUGAUUUGCUUGGUCACGGUAUUUCAGAGUAGUAAAGUUCUGCUGAAUUUACUAUUUAUUUAGUUAUUAAUUACAUGAUAACUUAUUGUGCCUAUUAUCAUUCUAAACGUACUUUUGAACAUGGUUUUGCACCUGUCCAUCAAUAGGCACUACGAGGCAGCAUCUCACAUGAUGUCAUCUAUUUUCUUUUGGUUAGGAUACUACAGACUUGAUCAUAGUUUGUAACAGACACCUGAAAAAUAUCAUGUAUACAUUAUUCUUGAUUAAGUUGUGACACUUGCUGAGAGUAUGUUGCUCUUAGCUUAUGGCUCUAGAGUGAAGGGUGCUAUUUCUGUUAAUGGAACGAUAACAUUCAUGAGUACUUCAGCUCAGCGGUUGUACUCAGCAUAUAUACUACUGUUUUGGAGUGACUUAAACAUUUAUGUUGUGACAUGAGGAACAUACGUAGUUGUUCUUACAUUGCUCUAGUACUAAUCAUUGUAUUCUGACUCUUUUCCUCUUUUGUCCUCACAAAGCUCAUGUACUUUUGCUGUGGACCUGUGCUUGAUGGGCUGAACACUUCUUGACACAUAUCGUAGGCAAAGGAAUGCUCAAGCACAGCUUCAUAUCCUUACCAUGAAAUGUCUCUUUUGGAAUAUUUUUGUCAACUUUCUUAUCAUUCAUAGUUUGGAUUCACCCACCGUGGUGCUCAUCUUGAUGAAUUUUUAUCUAUAUAAUAUUAGUCACCAUUUUAGAGAUUGAUUCCCAUAAGAUAUUUUGAAAUAAAUAUUUUAGUUCAUCAGUUUUAUGAAUACAGUUGACCCUUUAUUUCAUAUAAUAUAUACUGUACAUCAUUUUUCUAAAUCUCUGAUAUUCAUGACAAAAUUCUAGUUUCUGAAAUCCAGUUGCAAUUCACGGGAUGUCCACCAACCACCAUGCCCGGCAGCAGUGUUGUAUUUAUUGUGUCUGGCUUUGAGCAUGAGGAUAAUGCACUGCAUCUCAUUUGUCAAUAUUAUUUAAAACAAAUGUCAUCAACAAUGCCCUCAGAGCAAACAUUUUUUGACACCAGUAGCUGCUCAUUGAAUGUUUGACCUUCGCCGUUCAGAGUGGAAGUACUGUUGUUUUAGUUACCCACAACCAUGAAGUAAGUAGCUUCAAAGCUUUGCAUCAGAGUUGACAGUACUAUACAACUGAUGGUGAAUGAGCACCAUUCUUGUCUCAGCAUUACCACAAUAACAAAGAGGAUGAAAAGACAAAAUGUCAGCCUCUCCAUGUGAAGAAACAGCACUGCCAAGCCAGGCGUGGGGCAUCAGUGGCAUUAAUCUUGGAAAAAUUACACCACCACUCAAGCAAAAUGGUUUACAAUUUAAUUGUUCUAAAUUAGAAAAGUUGAAUUCCCAGGUUCUUAGAAACCUUUCUCUCAUUCUUUGAAAUCAAGGGUCCACUGUAUAACAUGUCUGCAAAAAUUUGUUUCCACAUAAUGUUGUAUUCUCAAGUCUAGUGAGAUCUCUGCUAUCAAGUGAACAGUGAAGUGUUUGGGACGUGACUCGGUGAUAGUUGCUCGUAGUAAUAAUUGCUGACACUCAGCAGGUGUAGGAAACUUGCGGUUAAUGCUUACAGUGAGUCAGUUUUUCCCCUUGUCCCUCAAAACAAAGUGUCUUAUACAAAGAGUAUUUUUAGCUUGCAUGUGCUUUUAUUCUUCCAUCAUAAAGCAUGAUGUUGCUAUUUCUAUUUCAAAUUCAUAAUCUCUCACAACCUAAAGCUCAUGGUGCUACACCACCUGUAGCGGGUCAGGUUAGGCUAUAGGAGAGCACACGCAGUCCUAUUGUUGCCGUGGAUAUUUUAAAUAUCCAUAUAUAGGAAUUUUCUGCUAUUUUAGUAGUUGUCAUAUAAUAAUAUAUGUCUUGGCAUUCAUCGAGAACAUUAAUUUGUAUGCUUCUACUCCUCUAGUGGUCAAUAAAGUAAAAGCCUUGAAAACCUGAAACUUGCUAAGUGUGGUAAGCCUAGUUUAAAAUGUCAAAUAGGAAGGGUGAGAUCCUCAUCUUUCACUUAAAGAUAGGAUGUUGCCACUAAAUUGGUCAGUCAGCAUAGCAAGUUGAUGAUACAGAAAAGUGCAAGGAAUUUUUUAGGUGGUUGAUUUGAAUCAAGGGAAGAAUAUGAACACAACACCUUGUAGAAAUUUUUCUUUCUCCAUCUAUGAGUUUAAUUAACUUACUUUUUGCCACCACUCUCAUUUUGUACCCAGUGCUAGCAAAAGAAUGAUCUCUUGGUCCCACUGAGGCUUAAAUGCAUGAUUAUAAUGCUUGCCUCUGACUUAUUUAGUUUAUUUAGCAUUAGAAAGUGGUGACUCCAUGGCACAUGAGUGUGUGGUGCAGGCAGCUUUAGGUGCAGCUACAGAACAGGAGGUGGAGGGUCAGACCUUUGAACCUUCGGCCGCUGCCACAUAGGGAGCGAGAAAGCGAGCGAGAGCAAGAAGCUUUAAUAUACAUUUUAAGCAAUGGAGAUGGCCACACUGGCAGUGAGCAGGUAAUGGCGAGAAAGCAAGCUGGUAGGCGAGAAGAGUUGACAAUUAACUUUUCUUGCGCAAGAUCGCUCGGUCAAAAGGAGUGACAUCACAGACAUGCCUCUCUAUUGUUUGCCGUAACUCACCUCAUACAUUAGAUAGGGCAUUUUGGUUAACAUCAUUAGAUGCCGCAGUGGUUGCAGAACUUGAAUAUGUUUGUAAAAACUCAAUAAAACAAAAACUAAAUAAAUAGUGACGAGUUGGAGUUAAAUUAUCACUCCGUAAUGUUUAUAACACAUUUUACAUAUAGGUACCAUUUGCAGCGCCUAUGAAAUGAGUUCUAAAAUGAACAAUUCCAUCUUAUAGAGAAAAGACUCCUGAACACAGUGGUGUAUACAGAUUUUUCUUAAAACGCCGAAUAAGGGAAGCACAGAACUAUUUAUAAAAACAUUUCACCUCAUCCCUUGUGUGCUCCAACGCGGGCGGGGGCGAGGGAUGAUGUGUGCACUGUCGCUAGGGUAUUAUAGUGUUGCCAGGGUAUGUACUGCUCCUGAAAUGCAAUGAGAUUUGAUUUUCUCUUUUCCACUAUUCUCUCGACCCCACACGUCCUCUGCGUGUAUCAAAACACACGAGAAAUUAAUCAAGACAAGGAGAGGGUAUUCGCUGGCUGCCUGGGAUUGAACCUGCGACCAGCGUGACGGGAGAGCCACUCCAUACCGAUUCGGCCAAAGGGGUACCCCACUCGCCAAGUGGGUUAUAGGAGGCUCCCUUAUCAGGCAUAGUCACCGCACUACACGGCUUUCCCCCCUAUGUAGAUUAAUUUCUGUGCAUUGAGACCUUAGACAGUGACCACUAUCGGUUCACUAUUCCACAACGCCCCCGUAGAGACAUACCUCCAACUCUCCCCUUUUCUAUUACCCACGGAGAGCAUGGGCCAUCCUACCAGUUACCCCUUCGGAGAAACUUAACAGAAUUUCAGGAGAGGAUGCCCACCGCUAUGCCACCAGUGAAAUGCCCCAAGAUUUUAUUUUCUCUUUUCUACUAUUCUCUCGGCCCCACACGUCCUCUGCGUGUAUCGAAACUCAUAAGAAAUUAAUCAAGACAAGGAGAUGGUAUUCGCCGGCUGCCUGGGAUUGAACCUGUGACCAGCGUGACGGGAGAGCCACUCCUUACCGAGUCGGCCAAAGAGGUACCCCACUCGCCAAGUGGGUUAUGGGAGGCUCCCUUAUCAGGCCUAGUCGCCGCACUACACUCCUUCAUGGCAGGAACAUGCUCUGAUUCUCUCAUGUUUGCCAAUACUUUAGUAGCUUUUUAAACCCCAUGUAUUAUCUGCAAGUUGUCAGUUUUUCUGUUCCAUCUGUUACUGACUUGACACCCUCUUCUUUGUUUAUCAUGUAAAAUAUGCACAGGCACAGCUUUGGUAUUAAGCACUGACGUGUCUCACAUUUUUUUGAGCCAUGAGAACACUUGGCACUUCAUCAUACUAUUCUCUUGUAAAAGCGAUUUCAGCACGUAUGCCAUGACGUCCAGAAUAUCAUCUGAUGGUCUGUCUGUAGACUGCGAGUCGUGUUGCCAUGGCAACCCUCGCCUCACCUCGCUUUUCGUGUGGCCACAGAAAGUCGCCUUGCUGGUCUCGCUCUCACUCGCUUUCUCACUCCCUGUGUGGCUGCGGCCUUAGGUUGGGCAGCCAUUUGUCUUUGGCUCAUGGCCUGGGUCUGCAUAAAAAGGUUGUAAAGUUUUAUUUGAUGUUAUUGGCUGUGUGGAAUGUCAGUUAAUAGAUUGCGAAGUUUGUGUCUCUGCAGUGUCUUAAGCAGUAUAAAUGUUAUCAGUUUUUGUGAUAAAAGUGUCUGAUCUGAAGGUUACAUUGACAUUUUGAAUGUUAAGUAGAAUGCAUCAGUUCCAUUCAUAUCAAUCCAGGCAAUUGUUUUUUGCAUGUGCUGAUUUGCUUGUCUUUUAGACAUUGGUGCAGUAUUAUUGUUUUACAACACUAUUGGUACAUUACUUUUCCAAUGAGUGCUGCUUCAUGUCAUCAGGAGAAGGAUCUCAGGAACUCACUCUGUGUUAGCACUGUCCACCUCACAGCUGCUCCAGGCAAACUCCAGGUGCUACUUCUACUGCAGGAAAGAUGCUGAAUUUUCAUAGACUGUUUUGUUUUGUGUGUAUUUAUCUAGUUGUAUUUACCUGGUUGUAGCUACAGAAUUUGAGUCAUGCUCAUAUUGGCCUGCCUCCAUUUCCAUAUAUAUCCAAUUUAUCCAACUAAAUUUGCAAGUGCUCCAUCCUUGAACCACCUUUGUUAUUAUAUUUUAUUUUAUAUUAUUUUAAGCUAUGUUUUAAAGAUGCAGCCUAACUUUCCCUUCACUUAUGCAUGGGACUCUACACCACAGGGUGGCCACCCUUCUGAGAAUACAGGUUUAGUAUCAGAAACUUAUUCUGCACUCUGCCAUGAUGCAAAUAUUGCAUGCUCAGGAAAGAAGAUUUUUGUGCAUACCUUGUGUUGCAGCUCCGUGUUUUCCCGUAUAUUCAAAGCUUUAGCACAGCCUAAGCAGCAGGAGUGAAACAAAAGCAUCAGCAGCAGCAUUAUGUGGCCAUGAAUGUUAAUGUCAAGCACAAGAGAUAUGAUCUAUGGCCCUACAGCCCUUCAAGGCUAUGUACAUGUUCAAUUGAGGGAUAAAUUCAAGCCCCUAGACAUAUAUCCAUGCUAAAGUCCACUCACCUUAGCUUAGUCCUAAAGAAUAAUUGUAAAUUUUGACUUGCCUGUCUUCAUGUCAGUACCACCCGGCCUGAAUGUCGCCAGGCUUGUUGUUGCAAAUCACAGUCUGCAAGCAUGCCAGUAACAUUCAGUGAUAUUCAAAGCUUCUUUAACAUAUGAAAAUCAGCAAUGUUAACAUAUUAUUGUGUUUUGAUUUUUCAACAGAAUAUUGGUCUUAGCCAUUUAUUCAUCUCCAGGGUUUGUGGAGAAAAAUUAACUAAAUUAUGGAAUUUUGAUCAUCAUCAUUAUGAGAGGCAAAUUGUAAAGUAAUUUUUCAUAUUAAACCUUAUUGCUGUAGUGAUGUAGUCAGGAUGCCGCAAUGUUAUUCUUUUAUUGCAUUGAUGUAUAUUGAUGUCAUCAUGCUACUUUUGGCUUUGUUUUUUUCAAUAGAAAUUUGAGAUUCUACUUAUUGGUUUUGGCAAGUGCUGCAUAACAUACUCUGAAGUGCUAUUCUUGUCUUUAAUAUCAAUCAGGAAUAUGAUGCAAACUACAUUGUGCUUUUUCUUGGUGCACCAAUGCAACAUUGUGGUGCAUAAUGCUCCAUAUAAGUUGAUGUAAGUUGUGCUUAGAAUUUAUUUUUUAACACUGGUGAUCCACUGCCAUCUGAACCAUGGCACAGACGUGACGAUGGACCCGAGGCAGCACUGAAGGCGUUGAACGGCUAUUCUCAUUUGGUUCAUCUUUCGUUGUAAUUUGUAUCAUGUGAAACUUACAAACUACAUGUAUUCAUGUUAGUAACUGUGAGCCUGCAGGAAAAAAGGGAAUAGUUAUGUCUAGUGUUUAGUAAGAUGUCAUAAAUUUGUGUUCAGAAUGUGUGCGAUUUGUUAGUUUGUGACUUAGCACCCACACAUGCAUCUGCUAGUCAAUUCACAAAGGAAUGGUGCAGCUACCCAAGAUGACUGCUUACUCUGUGGACAUUCUGGAAAGCUGAUAAUUAAGUUGUUUUGUCACCACUUAAAAAUUAAUGUGUGAUUGCUGCAUGCAGGCACUGCCAUGUGUUUGUAGCAAAUGUUGCCUUACUGUAGCCUUCUUAUCAAAUUCUACUAAGCACCAAUGUUGCCACUGUGAUACCCUUGAGAACUAGUAUUCGUUGGUGGAAACAGUAAACUGUUUACAGUGGUGUCUUACUAAACUAGUAGAACUGUCAAACUUUAUUCAGUCAGACUAAAGAUAAUCAUAAAUGCCUAUCAGAUUCAUAUUGCUGUUGCACUUCCUUUUGGCUAAUUUGAAUAGAAUGUAAUUUGCCUUUGAUGAGUUGACGUGGUGUCCUGUUGCCAGUCCAGGCGCCUUGGCCUUGGUGUUUGUCACGGAGGUGUUUCAUGUGUGUAAACAAUGUGACCCAGACGUUGUCCCUUGUUACAGCAAGACAGUACAUGUUAGUGAAGUAGCAGUUCUUAGGUGGCCAGUGUUCCAGCAAGAUGUGAAAUGGGGCAGGUUAUUUUAUUUUAGUUUUUAUGGCAAAACAGCCAAUAAAAGUGCAUGCAAAAUGUUAGUCCCAUUGUAACCUUUUCAUAAAUACAUGGUAAUUUAUUUUUCAUUUUGGACGUAGUUUACUUUAAAUAUUAAGUGUUCCAAAAUAACAUUUGCUUCAGAGGUAAUGAUGCUUAGUGUCAGAAACAUGUACAACAUUGUUUUCAUCCUUCAGCUGUGUUCAUGAUCUUGGAGAUAUCCGGAAAGGAUUGAGUUAGCCAAUGUGUUUAAAAAUUGUUUGGAUAUUUGAGUUGGAUGAAUAAUUUUGCUUUAAUAUUUGAUAAGAUAUGAAAUUGGGAAGAAAAUUAUAUUAGGACAUUAUCAACAUUUGCCUAGCUUUGAUAAUUAGCCAUUUACAUUUACAAAAGGAUGUGUACUUGUUGCAUCAACUUGUGGACCAAGGUUCUUUGCAGCUCAAGGUAAAGCAAGGACGGAGCAAAGAGUCCCCGGCAGCAUAGGGGCUGUGGCAGCGAGCGUCCGUGCUGCUGCCAGCCUUGACACUGACUCAUGAACUGUACUGUGAAACACACCAGCAGCUGCUUGCACUGCACGGCAGCAGCGGCAGCUCCUGUACAUAUAAGCAGUCUAUAAGGCCAGGCUAUUGAGUAAGUCAAGUAGGUGAAAGAUUCAGUUUUGUUACCAAAAUUAAAAAAAAUAUUAGCUUUGAUCUAUUCUAGCAUUUAUAUUGAAGCAAACAUACUAUUGUACCAGUGAGACUGCACAAAUAAAAGUGCCAUAGUA
This is a messenger RNA of Eriocheir sinensis (Chinese mitten crab), 10176 nucleotides long. Its product is annotated as N(G),N(G)-dimethylarginine dimethylaminohydrolase 1-like. The record is from RefSeq and is a predicted model, not a curated record. NCBI's taxonomy places the organism in Eukaryota, Metazoa, Arthropoda, Malacostraca, Decapoda, Varunidae. Gene Ontology annotation, molecular function: amino acid binding; dimethylargininase activity. Bases 231 to 1061 code for a protein of 276 amino acids. Gene Ontology annotation, biological process: arginine metabolic process; positive regulation of nitric oxide biosynthetic process. The transcript has 7 exons.